Molecule: messenger RNA, 4049 nt
Organism: Carya illinoinensis
Lineage: Eukaryota; Viridiplantae; Streptophyta; Magnoliopsida; Fagales; Juglandaceae
Product: probable LRR receptor-like serine/threonine-protein kinase At1g07650
Exons: 23
Coding region: 1001-3682 (893 amino acids)
Biological process (GO): protein phosphorylation
Molecular function (GO): protein binding; ATP binding; protein kinase activity
Source: RefSeq, a predicted model, not a curated record
UUCUCAAUCUGCAUGUUCCUGGUGGUCAUUUUGGUCUAUGUCCUUAAUUCAACUUCUUCAUCUUCCACUUCAGCAUCGGUCAACUCCAUAGCCACCAUUGCGUAUGCUGAAACCAGUUCGGACUCUUCCUGGGAUAAAUUCUUGAAGCCCUUAAACAAAUAGCCGCAGAGCUGGGGAAGAAGGACUGGAGGACUUUCCAUGAAGAUUCAUAUUGCACCAAUGACACAAAAAUUGGUCCAACUUACCGCUAUUAUUUAAAAUGCAAUUGUGCAUACCCUGAUGGUGUAUGUCACGUGGUUGGACUGUACGAACCCUAUCUUUAAUUCCCUUCAUGUAUCUUGUUGGUGAAAUUUUUUGGAUAAAUUAAUUUUUCUUAAUACAAAUUUAGUAAAAUUGCAUGUACUUUACUUACAACGUCUCUAACUAAUAGUCUUUUGGACUCAGAAAAUUGCUGAUGUUCUUCGAAACAAAUUAAUGGAUUAUGAUGUCGCAGGUCCAUUACAUCUAUUUGAGAUCUGUGCCUUCUGAAUUUUUUCUAAGCUAAAUGACUUUCAAAGUCGGAUAUAGAACCUGCACCACGGAUCUGACAUCUCCAAGAGUUUCUUAAUUUGAGAACAGUUCCUCAAUUUAUCAUUGAUAUUUCCGUUGUGGCACCUGGUAUUCAAUUUGUUAUCUAUGAUAUCCUCAAGGUUUUUCCUUUUCGAUCCCAUAAUAUCCUGAGUACUCAGCACAGAUGAUAUGCCCCAAGGUGUUUUUAAAAGUGUUCUAGUUUCAUAAUUAUGGUCGAUGAAGAUUGCGUUGAAUUAUAUAUUCUAGGAUGAUUCUUAUAUAUAAUUCUAGCUAGGACAAUAUUAUAUAUCUAUAACAACAUGAUAAAAUUAUGAGUAGACAGAUUACAUUAAUUCUUUGCCUUUAACCAUCCUUGUCAUACAGAUUUCUUACCGGGCAGGAUCUUUCUGGUGUGCUUCCAACAUCCCUGGUAAAGCUGCCUUACAUCACGAUGAUUGAUUUGUCUCGAAACUAUCUUACUGGUACAAUUCCAUCCGAAUGGACUUCUCUAAAGUUGGAACUUCUGUCCACUUCUGUAAACAAGUUAUCGGGAAGAAUUCCAAGCUACCUGGGAAAAAUUACCACUCUUAGACAUUUGAGCAUAGAGAACAAUCAGUUUUCUGGAACUGUUCCCCCUGAGCUUGGGAAGUUGGUGAACUUGGAGAAACUUAUUCUCAAUGCAAACUUCCUCACUGGAGAGUUGCCAGUCAAUCUCACUUGUCUCAUAAACUUAACUGAACUUAGGAUUAGCAGUAACAACUUCAAUGGAAGAAUACCUGAUUUUUUCAGUAGUUGGAAAAAGCUUCAGAAAUUAGAGAUCCAAGCUAGCGGUCUCGCGGGGCCCAUUCCUCCAAGCAUUUCUGUCUUGAGUAAUUUAACUGAGCUAAGAAUUAGUGACUUAAUUGGUGAGGGUUCUAGAUUUCCGAAUUUGACUAACAUGACAUGCAUGAAUAGAUUGAUGUUAAGGAGCUGCAAUCUCUCAGGACAAAUUCCGGGAUACAUAUCAAAAACAAUGCCCCAUCUCCAAACUUUAGAUCUGAGCUUCAAUAGAUUGGAAGGAAAUGCUCCAGAGUUUGAUGAUAGAGCAAAGUUGCAGCGCCUGUUUCUGACAAGCAACUUACUCAACGGGACAGUUCCGGACUGGAUCAAACGAAGAGAUCCUCAUGAUGAUCUAGAUCUUUCUUACAAUAACUUCUUAGAGAGUUCUAUGCCACCAACUUGUCGAGAUACGCUAAAUUUAUUUGAAAGCUUCUCUGGACAGGACUCAUCAGUUGGCGAGUGCCCGAAGAACCAACCUUGUCCAAAAGACUGGAAUUCAGUGCAUAUAAAUUGCGGUGGAAAGGAAGUCAGUAUUGGAAACAUUAAGUACGAAGCAGAUCAGGACGAUGCAGGUGCGGCAAAAUUUUAUCGCGCAGGAGAGAAUUGGGGAUUCAGUUCCACUGGAAAUUUCUGGGAUGUUAACAUCAGCUCGAUUGUAUACAUAGCAAAUAAUGCUUCAAUACUCAGAAUGAACAACCCUGAAUUGUACACAACUGCACGCCUCUCUCCUCUUUCUCUCACGUAUUAUGCGCGUUGCUUGGCAAAUGGAAGAUAUACUGUAACGCUACACUUUGCAGAGAUAAUAAUAAGAGGAGACAGAUCUUUUAGCAGUCUUGGAAGACGGAUAUUUGAUGUUUAUAUCCAGGGAAAAUUGGCGUUGAAGGAUUUUGAUAUCGAAGAUACUGCACGAGGGGUUGACAAACCUUUAGUUCAGAAAGUUAAAGCAGUUGUGAGUAACAAAGUCUUACAUAUCCGCUUUCAUUGGGCUGGCAAAGGGACAACAAAUGCUCCAACAAGAGGAACAUAUGGUCCUCUCAUAUCGGCUAUCUCUAUAGAAAAUGAUAAUCCCCCUGAUAAUGGCAAAACCACAAUAUUCAUUGUGACUGGAGCUUUAGUACCAGCGCUAUUACUCAUUUUUGGCAUUCUUUGGUGGAAAGGCUGCAUAGGAAACAGGAUAUCAAGGGAAAAAGACUUGAGAGGAUUAGAUUUGCAAACAGGUUUUUUCACUUACAGGCAAAUCAAAGCUGCCACUAACAACUUUGAUGAUUCAAACAUGAUUGGGGAAGGUGGUUUUGGAUCUGUAUACAAGGGUAUACUAUUAGAUGGUACCAUAAUUGCAGUUAAGAAACUUUUUUCAAAAUCAAGUCAAGGAAAUCGUGAGUUUGUGAAUGAAAUAGGCAUGAUAUCUACUUUACAGCACCCGAAUGUUGUUAGACUGUAUGGAGGUUGUGCUGAAGGAAAUCAACUCUUCUUGGUAUAUGAAUACAUGGAAAACAAUAGCCUGGCUCGUCCUUUGUUUGGUCUAGAGCAAUUCCAAUUAAAAUUGGACUGGCCUACACGGCAAAAAAUAUGCAUUGGCAUUGCACGAGGCUUGGCUUUCUUGCAUGAGGAAUCAACACUGAAAAUUGUUCACAGAGACAUUAAAACUACAAAUGUGCUAUUGGAUUCGAAGCUUAACCCAAAGAUUUCUGACUUUGGUUUGGCAAAGCUUGAUGAAGAGGAAAAAACCCAUAUCAGCACCCGAGUUGCUGGAACCAUAGGAUACAUGGCACCAGAAUAUGCAUUAUGGGGUUUUUUAACAUAUAAAGCAGAUGUCUACAGUUUUGGGGUUGUCACAUUGGAAAUUGUUGCAGGGAAGAGCAACAUGAAAUUUCGACCAAAUGAAAGUUAUGUAUGUCUUCUUGAUUGGGCUCUUGUUCUACAACAAAAGGGUAAUCUAGUGGAAUUGGUGGAUCCAAAGUUAGGCUCUGAGUUCAAAAUGGAGGAAGCAAUUAGAAUGAUCAAAGUAGCUUUACUAUGUACGAAUCCAUCUCCAGCUCUUAGACCCACAAUGUCUGCAGUAGUAAGCAUGCUUGAAGGCCAAACAACUAUUGAUGAUGUUAUUAUGGAUCCAAGCUUAUAUGGAGACAAAUUCAAAUUUAAUGCUUUAAGAGAGCAGCUUGGUCAGGGCCACCAAGAAUCGAUGCGUUCAAUUGGAGAUGAGAGUCGUGUUCGAUCAUCAAAUGCAACUAAUGCUAGGGGAUCCGGGUAUGACGAUGCUGAGUUGGCAGACUCUUCAUUGAUAGCAUUGGACUACCUCCAGAAGAGAGAUUAGUGCAAAUAUGGUAGGAAAAUGUGAAGAUACCACAGAUUGAGGAAAUAUUGGGCAUGCGUUAGUUUUUUGGCCGUAACUUUAAUUAUGACUAUCAGAAUCUCGCAUAUGACCCCAAUAUGGAAUGAUCCUUUCGGCGUGCACAUUAUGGUUACCAGCUACACUUGGUGGUUCCCAUUUCGACCAUUAAUAAGUCAUUUUCCCCUUUGGAUAUUCGAUUUAAUUUAUUUUUUCCUUUUAUGGUAAUGUUUCACUGUCACUUUUGGGGAUGAUUCCUACUCUAGUUUGGGCCAGAUCUUUUACAAGAUAAUUUUUUUAUUCUGUAUUUUACUUUUAUGCAUUAAUUGGGAAUUAUCCUUUUCAAGCAAAA